Molecule: messenger RNA, 2527 nt
Organism: Drosophila navojoa
Lineage: Eukaryota; Metazoa; Arthropoda; Insecta; Diptera; Drosophilidae
Gene: Fatp1
Product: Fatty acid transport protein 1
Biological process (GO): long-chain fatty acid import into cell; long-chain fatty acid metabolic process
Cellular component (GO): endoplasmic reticulum membrane; plasma membrane
Molecular function (GO): long-chain fatty acid transmembrane transporter activity; long-chain fatty acid-CoA ligase activity
Source: RefSeq, a predicted model, not a curated record
AGCAUCGGCAGUCGUUAUCGCUAAGCUAUCGAUCACUACAGCAACGCAAGCGCCAACGACGCGAACGGUUUUUAGUCAUAUUUCGCUAUUUUUGCGCGACGGUUGCAUUCGCUUUGACAGUCGCCUGUGUCGUCUAUACACUGAAUACAAUGGGCUGGUUUUUUGCGUUACUUGCUGCGAUCAUCGCUUUGCUGCUAACAAGGUCUUGGCGCUGGUUCUACAUCGCGGGAGCAACAGCCAAACGAGAUUUAACCGCUCUGUGGGCCUAUGGAAAGCUGUUGCGCUACACGAAACGGCGUGAACGUCUCAACAACACCGUGGCCGAUGUCUUCGAGGAGAAUGUGCAGGCGCAUCCGGACAAGGUGGCCGUCGUCAGCGACACACAGAGAUGGACCUUCCGUCAGGUCAACGAGCACGCGAACCGUGUGGCCAACGUGCUGCAGGCGCAGGGCUACCAGAAGGGCAAUGUGGUCGGCCUGCUGCUGGAGAACCGGGCCGAGUAUGUGGCCACCUGGCUGGGCCUGUCCAAGAUUGGCAUCAUUACGCCGCUGAUCAAUACGAAUCUGCGUGGCCCGUCGCUGCUGCACAGCAUCACGGUGGCCCACUGCAAUGCCCUCAUCUAUGGCGAGGAUUUCGUGGAGGCCGUUGCCGAUGUCACCAAAGAUCUGCCAGCCGACAUGGCACUUUUCCAGUUCAACAACGAGAACAACAACACUCAAUCGGAUGCCAUCAAGCAGGCCAAGAAUCUGAAUACGCUGCUCACGGCAGCCAGUGUGGCCAAGCCCGGCAAGACGCAGAUGGGCCACCACGACAAGCUCGUCUACAUCUAUACCUCGGGCACCACGGGCUUGCCCAAGGCCGCCGUCAUCUCGCAUUCGCGUUAUUUAUUCAUUGCCGCCGGCAUCCACUACACCAUGGGCUUCAAGGAGGAUGAUACGUUCUACACGCCUUUGCCGUUAUACCACACCGCUGGAGGCAUCAUGUGCAUGGGUCAGGCUGUGGUCUUUGGCUCCACGGUGUGCAUACGCAAGAAGUUCUCGGCCACCAACUACUUUGCCGACUGCGCCAAGUUCAAUGCUACUAUUGGUCAAUAUAUUGGUGAAAUGGCCCGCUACAUUCUGGCCACCAAGCCAUCCGAGUACGAUCGUGCGCAUCGUGUGCGUUUGAUGUUUGGCAACGGUUUGCGUCCGCAGAUUUGGCCACAGUUUGUGGAGCGCUUCAACAUUGCCAAAGUGGGCGAGUUCUAUGGCGCCACCGAGGGCAAUGCGAACAUUAUGAACCAUGACAACACUGUGGGCGCCAUUGGCUUUGUGUCGCGCAUCUUGCCCAAGGUUUAUCCGAUUUCCAUUAUACGCGCUGAUCCCGAUACGGGCGAGCCCAUCCGCAACAAGGAUGGCCUCUGCGAGCUGUGCGAGCCCAACGAGCCCGGCGUCUUCAUUGGCAAAAUCGUCAAAGGCAAUCCGUCGCGCGAGUUUCUUGGCUAUGUCGAUGCCAAGGCAUCGGCCAAGAAGAUCGUCAGGGACGUGUUCAAGCAUGGUGACAUGGCAUUUCUGUCUGGCGACUUGCUAGUCGCCGAUGAGAAGGGCUAUUUGUACUUCAAGGAUCGCACGGGCGACACAUUCCGCUGGAAGGGCGAAAAUGUGUCCACCAGCGAGGUGGAGGCGCAGGUCAGCAACGUGGCUGGCUACAAGGACACCGUGGUGUACGGCGUCACAAUACCGCACACCGAGGGACGUGCCGGCAUGGCUGCCAUCUACGAUCCGCAGCGCGAACUCGAUCUGGAUGUGUUCGCGGCAAAUCUUGCCAAGGUGCUGCCCACCUAUGCGCGUCCUCAGAUACUGCGAUUGCUCACCAAGGUGGAUCUGACGGGCACGUUCAAGCUGCGCAAGGUGGAUCUACAGAAGGAGGGCUACGAUCCAAAUGUGGUCAAGGAUGAGCUCUACUAUCAAACGUCAAAGGGACGCUACGAACGGCUCACUCCCAGCAUCUACGAGCAGCUGCAACGCAAUGAGAUCAGAUUUUAGUUGCUCGCCUAACAGGGUUAUGUUUUAUUUUUAUUCCAUGGUUCUUUGCCUUAUCCAAACCUAAUGCUGUUAAUUAAUGUGUAAGAACCUCUUCAACUAAUGCACACUCCCAUAUAUAUAUAUAUAUAUAUAUAUAUAUGUAUAUUCAUAUGUAUUUAGUAUAUAGCAAAUUUGUGCAUUUUUGUUUGAAACGCAUUUGCGACUGUUUUGCAUUUGACCCAAAACUUUGUUAAGUGCAAUUUUAACGUGCGAGUGUGCGUGUGUUGAGCGCGUGUGUGUCUGUUUAAUUUUGUUUGUCUUAUUCUUAGUCACUUAGUAGUAUAUGAAUUUUAGAGACCACAGACCAUUUCAUAAAGUAUAUAUAUACGUGCUUAUAUAAUAUGUGAAAUGCUUUAUUUCCAGCCUGUACAUACGUGCAGCCAUUUGGUAACUGUCCUAAUUUUAUAAAUCCCUUGCUUAUCUAUCAUAAUAAAGUUCUACAAUCAAUUUUUCUUUAUUGAAUA